AUGCAGAAGCGGCAUCUGGAGUUGACUGCUAGGCGUGCAGAGGCACUUGCUCUUGGUGGUCCUAGGGAUGGUGGUGAUGGUGGUGGGGGGAGAGGGGCGCUGGGGUAUAGGGCGUGGGAGGUUUGCGCGUGGGACGAGGAGGACGAGGAGGAUGAGGAGGAGGACAAUGGGGGGGACGAUGGGGAGGAGGAGGAAGAAGAGGAGGGGUGUGUGGGGCGCAUUGAGGGAGGUGGAGGCGAAGGAGAGGGUGGGGGAAUGGGAGGUGAAGGAGGAGAGUGGGAGCAGUUGGAGUAUGGGGAGGGAGAUGAAGGGGAGGAUGAGGAGGAUGAUACUGAGGAGGAAGUGGAGCUGGAAGAGGAGGAAGAGGAUUGA
Molecule: messenger RNA, 372 nt
Organism: Closterium sp. Yama58-4
Lineage: Eukaryota; Viridiplantae; Streptophyta; Zygnematophyceae; Desmidiales; Closteriaceae
Source: the annotation of a GenBank genome assembly